CAGUUUUCGUGGCGAGAAGAAGAAAAAGUAUUGGGAAUCCAGGCAAUUUAAGAGUAAUUUGAUUGGCAUGUGUUAAGUGUAUUAACUGUGUUUGCUAUCGGCUUGGUCAAUAACAAAUGUAAUUUUUUUUUUUUGCUUCAUUUUUUUCAUCGAUAAAUUUUUGUGGCAACGACGACGACGACAGCUUCACAGCACUCAGUUCAAACCACAAUGAAUAUAAAAGAAAAGCAGAGUCACCCAAUAAAUGUUUGCGAAUAUUUUAGAUAAACAUUGAACAGUCCCGGUUUUAUAUUUGAUUCGCUUGAACGAAGCAAACCAGCUCAUUCACAGUGCAGCGUUUAUCAAGACAACACCACACUCAUUCUGGUCGUAAUGAAAGUUGAAGCGAGAGAAGAAAAAAAAAAUUGAAAAGCCAGUCGAUCGAACGAAAUCAAAAUUAACAUCGUACACAACAUACACAAAAUAAACAUACAAUCACCGUGUGUAAACAUACACAUAGACAAACAACGAGGCAGACACGCACGCAACCAAGAAUCAGUGGCCAAAAAUCAAAAUACGCACAACAAGAGAGUGAAAAGCAAAAGACAGGAGAAAGAGAGAGCGCGUACACACAUACGGGCGCUGAGAGAACCGAAAAAAAGAGAGAGAGGAAGAGAGAGUAAAGAGGGAAAAAACGCAAUCCAACAAUGACAGUGAAACGCAGUUCAUUUCAUUUAGUGCAUACAUAAAGAGACAACAUAAGGUCUUUUGUUACUCACUUUCGUGCACAUUGGUCACGACUACAUACCCACACACACGAACACAACAACACAGACAGCGAACAAAACACACGGCAGAACGAGAGAGAGAGAGAGAGAGAGAGAGAGAGAGAGAGUGAAGCACACUGUGAGCGAACAUUGUGGUGGCAAACACACAUUGAAACGCAUUUAAAAUGUCAUCUGUCAACGAAGAAAAUCCUCAACAAUUUUGAUAGUCAACCAAAAAGAAAAUUCGAUUCGACAUUUAUUUCAUCAAGAAUUCCUACUCUCCUUUUUCUUCAGUUCUUCGUUCCGUUGUUUCGGUUGUUUGAAUCGUUUUUUGUGUGUGUAUAUUUUCCCGAUUUUUUUCCUCGCGCAUUAAAUUAAGACACAAGAUAAUAUUCAGUGAAUUAUUUCGAGUGGCCAUUUAAGUGUACUUUAGUUCUUACCCAAAAAAAAGAGUGUUUUUUUAAUACCAAUUCUUCCGUCUCCGUAUCGUAACAAACGAAUUCCUUUAGACUGAUUGACGAGUUAAAACUUGAGUUUUUGUUUUUUUACAUGUGAAAUUCGACCGAUAGGAAAAUGUGUGAUUAAUUUGUAGUUUGAUAGAACAUUUCAAGUCAUUGUGACAGCACAAAAAUUGCACGAAAGAACAAAACAGAACGGAACAUUGUGACCUCAUACACUCGAAUCGGAUGAAUUGCGCUGAACGAUAGCCAAAUUCUAACGCUAGCAAGAGGUGAGUAAUAACAAGACAUCACCAGAGAAGAUGAAAAAACAACUGUUUCUCCGAAUUCGAAAUUUGUUUCUAUUUUUUUUUAUUGAACUGAGCGUGUGAAUCGCAUCGAAGCCAAUUAAAUUGAUGAAUUUUAUUUACAUUUCACGCGUCAACUGUUUUAUAUGUUUGUGCGAGAUAUGUGUGUGACUAAAUACAAUUUUUUUUUCGCUCAUUCUAAUUUCUAUGUGGUGAUUGCUUUGCAGCUUAUUUUUCACCAAAACUCAUAUCACACGCAACUGUGAGUACAUUCGAAACAUUUGUCUCUCACUCUCGGUACACCGAGAAAAAUGCGGUCAAGAUGCGAUCAAAAUACAUAUAUCCUGAAUGUCGUCUGCUUUUUUGAUUGAGUUUACAGUCGUUUAUUUGAUUUGUUACUGUUCUUUGAAGUUUCUUUGAGUUUUUAAAGAAGAAAGAGAAUAACAAAUACAUUUCUGUUUUCUAUUUGUUCAAUCGAACAUCAUAUUAUUGUGAUUAUGAUAAUUUUUCAAUAAAUUGUGUCGCAUAUUAGAAAUGGGCGCACGAGUUAUCGUUCCUCUUCAUCUCAGCUCUCUUCAAUAUUCCUGUGGUUUUCCUGUUCGCUCAUAAAACUAAUUUGAAUGCAUGUCAAUUAAGGUAAAUUGUGUGUUGUUUUUAACACACUGAAUAAAGAAAAAAACGUGUUUCAUUCUCUGUGACAUAUCAGACCGAAUAAACAAGUUUGUCUAUAGACCCUAUCGAUUAAAUUCGGCACACUAUGCGUCGCUCUUUCUCUUACGUAGUUUUUUUCCCGUCUGUGUGGUAACGAGAUUUUUGUUUUGAUCGCUCAGCUCAAUCGUCGCUGUUUGUUUCAAUGUCGUCAUUUUCCAUCAUUCCUCAUACGCAGUUGGACGUUGACGUUCGGUCGAUUUUCGGGUUUUUUCUACGCUGGUCUGUCCUUUGCGAACGAUUGUCGUGUACGACAUUCGUCAAAUGCGAACGGGAAGAGGAACAAAAAAAAGGUUUGUCACAAGUUUGGUUGCAUGUCUUGUUCUUCCUUUUCCAUAUAUUCAUUUCGGUUCAUGGAAUCGCUGCGUUCGCCGCGGUUCGAUACAACAUGUUCAUAUUUUUUCGAAAAUUCACCCGAAAUUCACCGUCUGUUUUAUUGAACGAAGAAUAACGACAAAAAAAAACAUUGAUUGAAUGAAGAUUUGAGCAACUUCACGUUUCCAGUAAAAAAACAGAUCAAAUAGAGUUGCCAAAUGGUACAGUCAAUAUAGUGUUUUUGAUUAAUAACAAAUCAGAUGGCGAUAACAGUGCGAUUCAAAAUCAAAGCAAAUAAAUCAAAAUGAUAAUAAAGUAGAAAAAAUUAGCAUUCAAUUCGAUCAACCGAAGGAGAAAAAAACGCGUUUCAACAAGUGAUCUGUGUAUGCGUAUAAAAUAACACGUCAAUAGAAAUCAUAUUUAAAAAUAGGCACAUUUAUUUAUUAUUUUCCGUGUGGAUUUACUCUUGAUAACUAGAAUAUGUUUAGCUGAGUCGAGAGAUAGAGAGAUCGAGAGGGAGAUGAUCGGUUGUCGGAUGAUUUGUGCUGGCGGUUAACGCAGUCGUGAUCUUGAAAUACAAUUAGUUGAUUGUUAAUUCGUAAUAUCUAUGCAAUAUCUACCGUCAAUGGCUCUUCGCAAUUUUUUCUACACACAUGUGAUUCACUCAAUCGCGCGCUCAAUAAAUGCCAUUUAGCUUAUUUUAUCGCAUGCAAAUUGAACUAACAAAACUCUUUGACACAGUCGAUUUCAUCAGCCCACUGCCGCGGUCGCCACUACCGCCAUCGUUGCUGUCGCCAUCAAUAUUUGCAAUGAUACUUUCUUGUUAGUUUCUAUUGGAAUAGCAUUAUUACGAGAAAAAAAAAAUCGAAUAACUCACACAUACAUUUCGAUUAGACGAGUUCGGUGUGUAUGCGAGAGUGUGAGCACGCUCAUUCUUCUCUUUCGAGUGUUUUGGAAUUGAAAAAAGUGAUAUUGCAAAAAUGCACAUAAAACAAAUUAGCGGCAGUGAGUCGCACGAUAACCGCACUCACACACCGAUGAAAUGCCAAUAAAUAGAGGCAAUUGAUUGGAAAAAUAAUAUAUUUAUGAAAUAACAUGUGAACGUGCGGAUUGGCAGUUUAAGAAAAGCAGGCACAUUACGCGCGCGGCUCUUGAAUUAAAAAAAAUAAAACGAAUCGCACAAGAUAUAUAUUUGACAGUCGAGGUAUUUAGUACUACGUUACAUCAAUUAGGAAGUCGGAAAUGUGCAUUUUAUAAGUAUUGUGUCUCGCUGUCUACAUACGCCAAAUAGAAUUAGUGCUAUUUCGCGCGUUAUACGGGCACCACGCUCUUUGCUACCUCGCGCUGUGCGUUUAGAAUAUUUUUCGUUUAUUCGGAGUUUCAAUCGUGGUCGUUAGUUCCAUAUAUAAUUUGAUUAAAUGUGGUGUGUGAUCACGUUGCUUACAUGAAAGAGUGGAAUUUGUGAUUUUAACACAUUUUGAUAAAGAUUACGAUUGGAAAUUGCGACAACACAAUAAUUCGAUUGAAACAAAACGGACUGAAGCUUCGUAGCAGCAACAGUAAUAGCGACAGCAAAUGACAAUGAUUCAUCACAAUAAUCAACACGAAAUUUGCAACUAUAAUUAGACGCGGCGCGAAAUCGACAGAUAAAUAAUACAAAGCGAAAGAAAGGAACGAGCGAAAACACGCAAGAAAAGUGCAUUUAUCGGUGGUUUGAUUAUGUGUUAAUCAGUUUUUCUUCCUUCAAUUUUUUUUGCUAAAUCGAAAGAAAUUGUCUCUGUGUUACACACAGACAUAAACAAACAAAAUUAUUAUUUCUUUUUUUUUUGUUCAUAAUUUGCUGCCACCGCACUCUACUCAUUAAUAUAUGGUUUGUUGAUUUUGCAUCGACGAUUAGCGUAAAUAGUAUAUAAACAUGUGAAAUAAAAAUCAUUAAUUCGCGUUGUGUGAACGAGAGAGUGUGUUACUUUCAAUACGUCGAACACGGAGUGACAUGACAAAGGAGUGCAAAAACCGUGUGCAAAAUAAACCACACAAACUGUCGCACAAAAACCAGAAGAGAAAAAACACGAAAACACACAAAUUAGAUUGUUAGGCUGAUUAGCGAUCGACAAAAAUAUAAAUACCAAAAGAAAAAGAAGUAAAGUCAACACAAGAAAUCGAAUAGACUGCAAUAACCAACCAAGAAAUUCCAAAGAAUUUCAAUUUAAAUUUUUAUUAUUGAACUGAAUACCCGCGAGCACACCACACACACACACACACACACACAUUUUCAGAGCCAGUUUGAGCCAUCAAACACUCACCACAAAGUACUUAGAAAGUUACAAACGAAAUUCCAAACAAUGGGAGUAUGCUUGUGUAAAAGUAAAACAUCAGAUGAUCUACCCGAUAAUCUGUCACAAAGUGGACGGCACAGCAUGGAUUAUGGACGAACCUAUGGACGACAAACAGAACAUUGCAAUGAAAGUCUCUCCGAAACGGUCGAUCGUCUAGUGAAGGAAACCCUUAAAGUAAUCGGUACAAUCGUUGACAACGAACCCGAACCACCCAGUUCAAUGGUACAAUUACAUGACAUUACCGAUAAACCGAAUGGUUGGAUUCAAUUGGUCAAGUCUCUGAUUCGAGUCGUACCAAUCGAACAUGCGAUGGGCCCAAGUGUGAUAACCUUGCUGCUGGAUGACAGUCCAUUACCAACGAAAGAUUCAGUUCUUGAAGUAGCCGAUAUGAUAUCGUAUUCAUUGCGACGCACACCACGACGAGAACGGAAUUUAUGUGUCAUUUUGGGCUGUUUAGCAGAGAAAUUGGCUGGACCAAGUAGUAUAGCUGUACUGUCGGAGAGCACAUUAAGCUAUUUGAUCGGAAAUUUGGACGAAGGAAUCUAUCCAGAGGUGAUGCUAUUUUCGAUCAUUGCACUGGAGAAAUUUGCACAAAAGAGUGAAAACAAAGCUACCAUUAAACGUAAAUUGGCCAUGUUUACGGAGAAUCCACUGUUAAGACUAGAACGACAUGCGAAUAGCGAUGACCACACUCUACGUCAAGUUGGCUAUUGCGCACGAUGGUGCUUAGACAACUACUUUAUAAUCGAAGGUCGCAAGUAUUCUUAUGAAGUGGUCGAUGUUUCAAAUGUGAAUGUAAUGCUGAACACUCGCGAUGUGUCCGAGUAUUUGAAAAUAUCGCCCGAUGGCCUGGAAGCACGCUGUGAUGCCUAUUUAUUCGAGAGCGUUCGAUGCACAUAUCAAGUUAAUGCCGGUUGUUGGUACUACGAGGUAACUAUCAUCACACCUGGAGUGAUGCAAAUUGGAUGGGCAACAAAGGAUUCGAACUUUUUGAGUCACGAGGGAUACGGUAUUGGAGACGAUCCUUACUCAAUCGCAUUUGACGGUUGUCGUCGGCUUAUUUGGCACAAUGCAAAAUCCCUACCACAUGAUCUUCCGUCAUGGCAAGGUGGAUCGGUCCUUGGAUGUCUAUUGGAUUUAGAUGCACAUGAAGUGAUUUUCAGUUUGAACGGUGUUGAAGGUGGUGUUCUCAAACAAGUCUUUGGCAGUGCCAAAGAUGGAUUCUUUGCCGCCGCAUCGUGCAUGUCAUUUCAGCAGUGUCGUUUCAAUUUUGGCUCCGAACCAUUCAAAUUUCCGCCAAAGAGUCGUGCAUUCGAUAGCUUUAACUCACACGCAUAUCUAAAAGAUCAAGAUAAAAUCGUGUUGCCGCGUCACUUAUUCCUCGAACAGUUGCGAAAGCUGAGUGUUCGUGAGGACUCCUGUACAUUAUGUUUCGAUUUAAAGGGUAUCGUUCGACUUGAACCAUGUACACACAGGGGCUUCUGUAUGACAUGUGCAUCGCAAUUGCAACACUGUCCAUUGUGUCGAGCAGAGAUAGUGUCAAUCGUGAAAGAAGAGAGUGACACACCGACAUCCGAUGAUUUUUUAACAUGAUCUGAGCCAUUGCCAGAGCAAACGGCCAAAAACUUAAGCAAUAAAUCGUCUGAGUUUUUCAUUACAACCAACAAAUAUCACAACACCAUAAGCAACCAAUUUGAUUAAAUUAAACGAAAAAUGCCUAUAUUCAUUUGAAUAACGCUCAUUGUACCACAUAUACACACUCACUCACAGGUAGUAUGGAUUCAGUUGUAGAUCAACUACACAUGGAUUUGUCAAACGAAAUAGAAAGAAAAAUAGAUCGUCAAGAGAAAAAUGAAAAAAAAAAACAAGACAAUAUUGCGCGAUUUUUUUUUAAAUUUUGGACUCAAUUAGGAAGAAUAUGUCGAAUGCCGCAUUUGAUAUACAUAUACGAAUAAUAUGCAAUGCAGCAAAAUAAAUAAAAAAAUAUCGAAACGAAAUAGAAAAGCCACACACCAAGGCAAAAUCGAUGAUGAUGAUGAUGACGACGACGAAGAAAAAAAGCCUCAACCAAAACACACAUACACACAUACAAAUCGAGACCGAGAAAUUGCGCACAAUUUAACCUCAUCGGCCUUUUUGAAUCCACUUGAAUGUGAUCGCCUCAUUUUUCUUCAUUGUAACAAACAAUGCCAUACCUCAUCAUAAUAAAUGAAUGAAAUAUCCUCAAAUCAUGAAUAAUAAUUCUAAAAAUGUAAAUCAUAUUUUUCAUUUAAAAAAACCGAAGUAGAAAAAAGCGAAGAGAAAUUGUUGUUCGCGUUUUUCUUUUCUAUUUGUCCGACUGGCGCUAAGUUGAUUAUAGACAAUGGGGCUAGUACCCAGCCAUUGCAUUCUAUUGCAUACACAAACAAAAACAAAAAAACAACAAAGAGAAACACAUUGUACAUAUAAAUCGAUAAAUUUAGAACUUUAAAUGAAAAUAGUUCGAAUGUAAAUUUUUCCGAAACAUUAAUACCCCAUUGAUUAAUAGAGUACAUGUAAAAGUGACAAAUAUAGCUUCUGUUUCUGUUUCGUUAUUUUUUUUAAUUCUUUUUCGUUCCGAUUCAUUUUUUUCGCUGCUUCUGACGGAACCAAAAAUCCAAGAAUAGCCCGCACUGCUAAAUAAUUCAUAUAUGAAUUGCGCGUAGUGGUUUUGAUUAAAUUGACGUAUCAUGACGACGAUUUGUAGACUGGUUCGAUUAAUGUGCCGUCAUCGACGCACGAGACAAAAACUUUCUGCCGCUGAUUAUUUAUGCAAAUCAAAUCGAAUUAAACCGAACGAUUUGAAUUUUGUUGUAUUGCCCAAACCCAGAACUUUUGACUACACAUUUUAAUAACAGGUUGCAAUAUGGAAACGAAAAAGAAAGAAAUUUAAUUUGGUUCAAGACGAGUACAGAAGUUUUAAUUUGUUGCGUUGAGAAUAUCAAAACAAGUUCAAUCAAAUUGUUCAAUGAUGUAAUUGCUAUUUCAUUUAAUUCAUGUUUUUGACGUGCAUGUUGUUCACAUCUAUGGCUAUAAUUGUAUGUGCUUGCGACGAAAACUACGAAGUCGACUGCGGCGGUGGCGGCAAAAGUGGAUUAUAAAUGUGGGGGAGGUCAUGACGCACAUACUGGAGAGAUUGUUUUUUUUUUAUAUCUGAAUGAAAGAAGAAGACGAAUAUCUACUUUUUUACACUUACAAAAUAUCAUACUCAUGUCAUUGUAUCGAAAUUAUUUUAAUAUAAAUAAACCAUAAGUAACAGCUGAAAAUAA
Messenger RNA from Sitodiplosis mosellana (orange wheat blossom midge), 8137 nucleotides. RefSeq names its product RING finger and SPRY domain-containing protein 1-like. Lineage: Eukaryota; Metazoa; Arthropoda; Insecta; Diptera; Cecidomyiidae. The transcript has 9 exons. The record is from RefSeq and is a predicted model, not a curated record. Gene Ontology annotation, molecular function: ubiquitin-protein transferase activity; protein binding. The coding region runs from base 4857 to 6443 and encodes 528 amino acids. Gene Ontology annotation, cellular component: cytoplasm.